CUCCUAAGGAUGCGAUUUGGAAAUCAAUCACAAUCCUUUGAACCAAUCAGAUUGCAGGAUUUGGUAGUGAUUACAAAAAGGAUAUGAUUAGGGGUUGAAAUCAACACGAUUUUAAAUUAUGCGUACCUUUUAGGGGUCUUUUUCAAAAUCGACCGCCGAACACCCCUACUCGCGGAGUUGAGGGGUGGGGUUUCGCGGAGUUGCCCGGCCUCACUUUAAUUGCCGGYAUCAAGAAAAAAGAGAGAUUUUGUAACGUAGCUGUCGAUCUUGAAAAUCCAUUAAAAUUUUUUUCUCAAAAUGUCUUUACUGUAUUAUAUUUAUCUGUCUAAUUUGUUUCCAAUUUUCUUGCAUGGCCUUUUCUCCCCUCUUCUUUUUUAAGCAAAACAACAACUUAACAGGGGGMAACAACCAAAGAAAGGGGCAAAAGCCGGUAAAAAGAGUAAAUAAAAUAAAGACAACGACAAAAAACAAAAACAAAAAAGACUUGAAAAAGCAUAACCUUUGACCCAAACGAACAGUCACGUGAUAUCUAUUGGUGUUGUGGGUAUCCUGUGGUGGCAGGUCUCAUGGAUUGAGACGGGUUCGUCUUUUUCUGUCCAGAUUUACUAACUCGCUACAUAUUUGAUUUUUUAACUCUCAAAACAGCUUCAAAACAGUACUAGUUUCACAAUGAGUGGUACUUGUGACAGCAGUGGACUUGAAGCGAAGCUCGAAAAACUUGAUAUUAGUCAAACUGGUGACGAAAAACCUGCUCAAGUCAAGAAAAGAGCAGGACUUGUUUAUGAUGAGAGGAUGAAGAAACAUGCUAAUAUCUGGGACAAAGAUCAUAUGGAAGUCCCAGACAGAUUAGGAAGACCUUACAACAAGCAUAUUGAGUAUGGCUUACUUGAAAGGUGCUAUCGAAUACCUUCAAGAUUUGCUACUGAAGAUGAAUUAUCAACUUUUCACAGCAAGAAGCACAUUGACAAAAUGAAAAGUACACAGGGGAUGAAAACAAGAGAUCUCUUCAAUUUGGGAGAAGAAUAUGAUUCUAUUUAUAUGAGUGAGGUUAGUGGUCAGCUGAGAACUGAUGUGAAACCUAAAGAAUUCCUCACACAGCUGGGAGACAAGUAUGAGUCUGAUUAUAUGAGUGAGCAUGUAUAUGAGUGUGCUCUCUUAGCUUGUGGGUGUACCCUGGAAGCAGUGGAACAUGUUGCAACCAACAAGGUGCAAAAUGCUGUAGCAAUAGUCAGGCCACCAGGUCACCAUGCCGACACAGAUAGUGCUAUGGGUUACUGCUACUUUAACAAUAUAGCUAUUGCUGCCAAGAUUGCACAGCAAAAGUGGGGAAUGAAAAAAGUUCUCAUCGUUGACUGGGACAUUCACCAUGGUAACGGUACACAGAGCCUGUUUGAGUCAGAUCCAAGUGUGUUAUACUUCUCUACCCAUGUCUACCAACACGCCAGGUUCUACCCUUUCUCGACGAUAGCAAACUAUGAUGUCGUUGGUGAAGGCCCAGGGAAGGGCUUCAACAUCAACGUUCCCUGGAACAAGUUCCAUAUGGGUGAUGCAGACUAUUUAGCUGCGUUCCAACAUGUGUUGUUACCAAUAGCAUACGAGUUUGACCCAGAUAUUGUAUUAGUAUCAGCAGGGUUUGAUUCUGCCAGGGGAGAUCCCAAGGGCCAUUGUGACAUCACUCCAGAAGGCUAUUGUCAUCUUACUAAUCUGUUAAUGAGUUUAGCAGGAGGCAAGGUGGUCAUCGUACUGGAGGGUGGAUACAACUUGACUUCAGUAGAAGAAUCCAUGUGUAGCUGUACGUCUACACUACUUGGUGAUCCUUGUCCAAGGCUGGAAGGUGGCUCCCUCGUCCCAUCAAGAAGUGCAAUGGAAUCGAUAAAGAAUGUUAUUAAUGCUCACAAGCCGUAUUGGAAAUGUUUGGAAUUCGUUGAUGUUAGCAUACCUGAUGCAGAAGAAAAGGAUGAAGAGGAAAUUACGAGAUAAUGAUAAUGUGGUUACGGAAGAUUUGAUCGCGACUCAAGAGUGAUAAAGAAGUACUGCUUAAACGUAACUAAAACGAAAUGUUAUCGGUA
Actinia tenebrosa (Australian red waratah sea anemone) is the source of this 2069-nucleotide messenger RNA. Its product is annotated as protein deacetylase HDAC6. NCBI's taxonomy places the organism in Eukaryota, Metazoa, Cnidaria, Anthozoa, Actiniaria, Actiniidae. Gene Ontology annotation, cellular component: histone deacetylase complex. Gene Ontology annotation, molecular function: histone deacetylase activity. The record is from RefSeq and is a predicted model, not a curated record. Gene Ontology annotation, biological process: epigenetic regulation of gene expression.